AUGUCGCUGGGCGAGGAGCUCCGAUCGCGAAAUUUCAGCAUCUAUGGACAAUGGACGGGUGUGCUAUGUAUUAUACUUUGCCUUGCGCUAGGUAUUGCGAACAUCUUUUCGUUCAAUGUGCUUCUGAUUAUCAUAAGUGUCAUCAGCAUUGCCUCGGCAUUCGUAAUCCUUUUUAUUGAAGUACCCUUCCUCCUCCGAAUUUGUCCCACAUCCCCGAAAUUUGAUGCCUUCAUCCGCCGCUUUACAACCAACUGGAUGCGCGCCCUCAUUUACGCCGUCCUUGGCGGUAUCCAACUUAUCAGUCUUGCCGAACAUGCUUGUAGCUUGAUUGCUGGUGCUGUCUUCCUCUUCAUUACGGCUAUAUUUUAUUCGCUCGCAGCCCUGAAGAAGCAAGACUUUGUUGGUAGCAAGACACUAGGUGGUCAGGGAGUUGCGCAGAUGAUUGUCUGA
Messenger RNA from Penicillium hordei, 450 nucleotides. Its product is annotated as Tvp18 family protein. The transcript is spliced from 4 exons. The record is from RefSeq and is a predicted model, not a curated record. Bases 1 to 450 code for a protein of 149 amino acids. NCBI's taxonomy places the organism in Eukaryota, Fungi, Ascomycota, Eurotiomycetes, Eurotiales, Aspergillaceae. Gene Ontology annotation, biological process: vesicle-mediated transport. Gene Ontology annotation, cellular component: Golgi membrane.